This is a messenger RNA of Ostrinia furnacalis (Asian corn borer), 2197 nucleotides long. RefSeq names its product cholinesterase 2. Lineage: Eukaryota; Metazoa; Arthropoda; Insecta; Lepidoptera; Crambidae. The record is from RefSeq and is a predicted model, not a curated record. The coding region runs from base 169 to 1854 and encodes 561 amino acids. The transcript has 5 exons.
GAUUGACGUGUUUUGUGAGUUGUGACUUAUAAUAUUUCAAUAUUAAUUAAUUUCGAGUUUGGCAAACCAAUCAGAGGAAGUUACAUUUAAAUUCUUAUCUCCAAAAUGGCAAGUCCUAUUUCUUAGUAAAGUAUGGCUAAAGCAGGCAUCAGCUAGAAAGAACCAGAUAUGAAAUGGAUGGUGUUGGCGACCUUCAUUGCGGUGAAUGUGGUCCAGCUGCCGUCUCCACUGGUGAGGACCAAGGAUGGGCUGGUGCGGGGCAGGGUCGUGGGCGCUGGAAGGUUCCACCUCUUCCUCGGUAUACCGUACGGGACUGUGGACAAGAGGAACCGGUUUCAGGCCCCAUUGCCACCUCCGAAAUGGGAAGGGAUCCUCGAUGCCAUCAACGAGAACACCUGGUGCACUCAGCGGGUAGGCAAGUCCUCCAUCACCGUAGGCCAGCCCGACUGCCUCAAACUCAACAUCAACGCUCCCGCCAACGCCAAGCCUGGAGACAGGCUCCCAGUCAUGGUCUUCAUCCACGGAGGAUGCUUCUUCGAAGGCAUGGGCACCCCCUUCGUUUACGGAGGUGACUUCUUCACCGAACACGGCGUUAUAUACGUCGGUAUCAACUACAGAUUGAGCGUUGAAGGCUUUCUUUGUCUCGGUAUCAAAGAAGCCCCAGGAAACGCUGGCCUAAAAGACCAAGUGGCCGCUUUGAGAUGGAUCAAAGAAAACAUACGCGAAUUUGGAGGAGAUCCUGAUAACGUCACCUUAUUCGGAGAGAGUGCGGGCGCUGUUUCGAUUUCUUUCCUUCUUCUGUCCAUGUCAGCGAGAGGUCUUUUCAGCAAAGUCAUCUUACAAAGCGGGUCUGCGCUCUCUCCUUGGGGACUGCAACACGAUCCGAUCAAAACUGCCAGCAAUAUAGCCCGAGAAUUUGGUCAGAAUUCAACUGACCCUCAGGAAAUCUAUGAGACCCUAUCUAAAAGAAGUCCCGAUGAGCUGAUUAACGCAAUAAAGUAUUCGGAACGCAAGAACUGGAUAACAGCUGAGACGUUGUUCGUGCCUUGCAUAGAGGAACCUUUGCCUGGUGUAGAGCCGAUUAUAACAGAGUUUCCGACUACGUUGAUAAAGACAGGGAACUACACGAAAGUGCCGAUGAUAAUCGGCUUCAACGAUAAUGAGGGUAUAUUUUUCGUGGGCAAGGAUUAUGGGACGUCGUUGAAGAAGGUCGACACUGCGGAGACUCUUCAGCCCGACCUGGUGUUCCCAAGUGCUGAAGCGAAGAAUUCGACAGUGGAAAGAAUAGAGAAGCAUUACUUCUCGUCUGAGAAGGAUGAGUUGAUAAUGGAUAUGGUGGAUCUGUACUCGGACGUGCACUUCAAGUACCCGUCGGUGCUGGUGUCGGAACUGUACUCCAGGACCAGCGAUCAGCCGGUGUUCUACUACUUGUUCAAGUACAGCGGGCUGAUAAACGUGGGGAAGACGUUGGCAUAUUUUAUAGGAGCAGAAGGAGCAUCUCACGCCGAUGAGUUGCUCUACAUGUUCCGGCCGCACGCACUGCCGAUGGUCGCGGUCCAAACCUUCGAGGGCCUGAUGAUGGAGCGCCUCACCACUCUAUGGACCAAUUUCGCCAAAUAUAGUAAUCCCACGCCACGGACAUCCCGGCUGCUCCCGAUAAAGUGGCGCCCCAGCCGGGAGUCGAUCCCGCGCGCAUUGGUCAUCGACCACGAGUUCUCCACCGCUCCUAUGUGGCACGAACAAACCAUGCGGCUGUGGAACGACAUAUACAGUCAGUUUAGGAGGAAAGAGUAUGGGUUUCAGCAGUACAGAAGGAAUAGUACAAACAAUUGCUGUGGUAGAAGGCAUUCUUGAUAGUUCAAUAAAUAACAUGAAAACUAUCUCUUAGUGCCUAUUUUCUACAAUGCGGUUUUGUCUGUGGCGUGCGUAAUAACAAUCUUUGAAAUGAAUUGAAAGUGCUUAACUUUUAUCGCAAAAUAUGUAUGUAGAAAAAACAAUGAACAUGCCAUAGCAUAGUGUCUGUAUUUUUUUAACAUCAGAUUUAUUAAUCAAGACUUGAAAAAAAAAUAUUUCGUUAUUUAAACCAAAAACUUUAUGUAUGGUGAUGAAGCUCUAGUCCAAUUUAAAUUAUUAUUUUAGGUAGUUAAUAUGCUUUUGUAGAAGCAUUGUCUUUGUAGGUACAAUUACACUUUAUACU